CAGCACUGCCCUGAGCCAUGGUGAAGUACGGCCUUGACUACACGCGCUGCCGAUGGAUCCUACCCCUGCUCCUGGGCAUCGGGGUCAUCUUCGGCAUCAUCGCUCUGGCGGGCUGGGGCUGGCUGGAGUCGCAGACCUUGCCCUACGUGCUGCAAGCGUCGCUGUGGCAGAUCUGCAGGAGGCCUGACCAAGGCGGGGAAUGGAGCUGUGAUUCCCUCAUGGACUACGCCUGGGGAAGAGCCGCUGCUGCCACAUACCUGGUUGGCUUCCUACUUCUAGUCAUCUGUUUUGCACUGGCCAUCAUAGCAUUUGCCAUCGACACUCUUCGGUUCAACUUCAUUCGUGGGAUUGGAGGCUUGCUUUUCGUGGCUGCUGUGUUCUCCAUCAUGGGCCUGGUGAUUUACCCAGUGAAGUUCUCAUCUGAAAUUGAGAUGACAGGAGUCAAUAUGUUCAGCUGGGCCUAUGGCUUUGGCUGGACCACUGCCAUUAUGGAAAUAUGCCUGGGAUUCUUCUUCUGCUGCCUUCCUAACUAUGAAGAUCAGAUCCUGGGUAAUGUCAAGCCCACAUAUUUUUACUCUUCCCCAUAAGCACCAGGAAAAAUGUGUUCAUAUUCCAGAGAUACAUGACAGACUAGCUAUGUUUUUCAGAAUAUUCUCAUCAGAUGUUAGUAGAAAAGGCUGGAAACUUUUCUAAUGUGUGUAGAAAUACGCCACUGGCAUCUGCAGUAAAGUUAUCUACUCUAUUUUG
This is a messenger RNA of Onychostruthus taczanowskii (white-rumped snowfinch), 747 nucleotides long. RefSeq names its product p53 apoptosis effector related to PMP-22-like. The transcript has 3 exons. Lineage: Eukaryota; Metazoa; Chordata; Aves; Passeriformes; Passeridae. Gene Ontology annotation, cellular component: membrane; cell-cell junction. The coding region runs from base 18 to 587 and encodes 189 amino acids. Gene Ontology annotation, biological process: cell-cell adhesion. The record is from RefSeq and is a predicted model, not a curated record.